AAGGAGGGAAGAUAGAGAGGCGCCAAUUCCUAAAUCUGAUUUUGCAUUUUCCUUUUUAGUAUCAAAGGAUAAGGAUCAAGGUCUAAGGGGGGAAGAACCAGCAAACACCGAUGUCAACUCUCUCCGCUUCCAUAUAUAUCUCUUCUUUUUUGUUCCAUAACCAGUGCUUCAUGGUAUCAUGUCAAUGGCAGUCGCAGCCAGCUACAGCUUCUUUGUUCUCAGAUCCACCGUUAACCCCCAUGGCUCCGCCUCCGGUUGUCCUCCCUGCCUUGCCACCAGGCAGUCGUCCAUUGGUGUUCUCGCCCUUAAAGCUACCGGUCCUAAGGAAAUAAGAAAUUUGAAGAGAGGUCCAUCGCCUUUCCACUGUAACUCCAAUGCUGAUGGAAUCAGUGCUAAAGGGGACACAGGGCGUUCUCAACCUACAGCUUUUAAAUCUCUUGGAAUGGAAAUAAGACACAAAGAGUUUCAGUUUGAUUCAAUAGAUCAGCAGAUUGAACCAGGGGAUCUCCAGGAUGAAGCUUUUCUUAAUGCUGUUGUUAAGGUUUACUGCACUCAUACUGCACCCAAUUAUUCUCUUCCUUGGCAUAGGCAAAGACAAUAUACAAGCACUGGAAGCGCUUUUAUGAUUGGGGAAGGGAAGCUUUUAACCAGUGCACAUUGUGUGGAACAUGGUACACAGGUUAAAGUGAAGAGAAGAGGAGAUGAUACUAAAUAUGUGGCUAAGGUUUUAGCCAGGGGUGUUGAUUGUGAUAUAGCUUUGCUUUCAGUUGAGAGUGGGGAAUUUUGGAAAGAGGCUGAACCACUACAUUUUGGGCGCUUGCCACAUCUUAAGGAUGCAGUAACUGUUGUAGGAUAUCCCCUUGGAGGUGACACCAUUUCAGUGACAAAGGGAGUUGUUUCACGCAUUGAGGUUACAUCAUAUGCUCAUGGUUCAUCUGACUUGUUGGGCAUUCAAAUUGAUGCAGCAAUAAAUCCUGGUAAUAGUGGUGGUCCUGCAUUUAAUGAUCGGAGAGAGUGCAUAGGGGUGGCAUUUCAGGCUUAUAGGUCUGAAGAGGCAGAAAAUAUUGGAUAUGUGAUCCCAACUACAGUUGUAUCUCAUUUUCUGAAAGACUACGAGCGGAAUGGAAAGUAUACCGUCAAUGGUUUCCCUAGCCUUGGUGUAUUGCUGCAGAAGUUAGAGAAUCCAGCACUUCGUGAGUGCUUGAAAGUACAGUCAAAUGAGGGUGUGCUUGUCCGAAGAGCUGAACCUACUUCUGAUGCAAACAAUGUUCUAAAGGAGGGAGACGUGAUAGUGAGCUUUGAUAACGUCCAUGUUGGGUGUGAAGGAACAGUGCCUUUCCGAUCAAAUGAGCGCAUUGCAUUCUGCUACCUCAUCAGUCAAAAGUUUGCGGGUGAUGUGGCCGAGCUUGGUAUUAUCAGAGCUGGCAAAUUCAUGCAAGUUCAAGUAGUUUUAAAUCCCAGAGUACAUCUGGUGCCUCGUCAUAUUGAUGGAGGGCAGCCUUCAUUUUUUAUUAUUGCUGGUUUGGUGUUCACGCCACUUUCAGAACCACUCAUAGAGGAGGAACGUGAGGACUCCAUAGGGGUGAAAUUACUACUCAAGGCAAGGCACUCUUUGGCAAGGUUCAAAGGCGAGCAAACUGUUAUACUAUCUCAGGUUUUGGCUAAUGAUGUGAACAUUGGAUAUGAGAGUAUGGCCAAUUGGCAGGUGGGUUUUCUAUCAACCCUUAUAAUUACCUGCUAAUUUAUUUAUUACAAUGCUAAAAGUCUGAAAAUUUUCAGGUUUUGAAAUUCAAUGGAACUCAAAUAAAAAAUAUUCAUCACCUAGUGCACCUUGUGGAUUGUAAGUGGUAGCAGAUUAGCAUCCCUUGUUAUCUCUUUCAACUUCUUUGUACAUGUACUUCUCAUGGCAGUCUGUUCUUUGUCAGCUUGUAAGGACAAAUAUCUGGUUUUUGAGUUUGAAGAUCAAUUUGUGGUCGUUUUGGAGAGAAAAGCAGCUACUGCUGCUUCAUCCUGCAUACUUAAAGAUUAUGGAAUUCCUUUUGAAAGAUCUCCGGAUCUUUGGGAGCCAUAUGUUGACCUAGGGGACAACCAAGCAAUGGAGCAGGACUUUUGUGAUAUUCCAGUUUCAAAUUCCGAAAUUGGUUUUGAUGGAAUCCUCUGGGCGUGACAAGCGAAAGUUGAGAAUUCAGUCUAAUUUUAUUGGCCAGUAAAACAUGGUUCACAACUUUGAGUCCACCAACUCCAAGAAUUCAUAACGUCGGCCCAUUUCUAUAAAAGCCACAACCCCACUGCUUUCAUCCUUUUACAGUCAACCACAGCCGGGUUUUACAAUUUGCUUCUACAGACUUGCUGCAUCUUUUGAUUCAAUAAUUGUUUUUCCUCUCCCCUGCUUGCCCCAUUUCAUGAUCUCAUUGUUCGGUUUUCUGCAGCCAUCCAUUCAAUCAGGCAACACACCAAAAUAAUAUCCAAUAAGAGAUGGUCAUGUGCCGAAUUAGGCCAUAUUUAACCUUGAGAGCAUUUGUUGUAAUAACUAGUAAUGAUAAAA
Molecule: messenger RNA, 2545 nt
Organism: Rubroshorea leprosula
Lineage: Eukaryota; Viridiplantae; Streptophyta; Magnoliopsida; Malvales; Dipterocarpaceae
Source: the annotation of a GenBank genome assembly